AUGGACUUUGUCGACUUUGGCCUUGGUCAUCUGGAUAACGCCCAGCAGGAGCAGUUCAAGCAGUGGGUUCGCAGUCAGGACGAAAGACCGACCAAGGCCAGCGCCAUUCACCACCUGUAUACCACCUUUGGCAUCACCAUCCCCCUGGCUCAGGCUGGGCCGCUCAUCGACUCGGCACUCGGCGUGGCCACGUUUAUAAUGGAGGAGCCUUGGAAGGCGUCGGCUCCAGAACCAGACUCGGAGUCGCAGCCGCAACCGAACCCUACCAGUAGCGACCCAUUGAGGCUCCCCGGCUAUGGCCUGUCUAUAGCCUUCAUGCCCAGCUACCGGAAGCGCUUCCCAGUUCUUGUGGGAGACGGGGACCAGAACUGGGCUGCCAGGACACUUCUCAUCCGCGAGGUGUGCAUGCUCAAGCUCAUCGAGGACAUUACAAACAAGCCCGAGUGGUGGCGCAAGGUCCGGGAUCCCAUAAUCGCCGCCAACUGGAAGAAGGAGGCGUGCCAACUGGAUUGGCGCGCAUAUCGCAGGCACGCCGACUUUACGCCAGCCAUGGCCGAUGCUUGCAUGGAAGAACUUCGUAAAAAGGCCGACUUAUACCAACAAACGGGGCUCAUCCCCGUCCUCGACUACUCGGCUUGUGUCGUCAAGUCGGAUCGGCUCUUCCCCCAAGAUCUGGUCGAGCGCCUCAAGGCGGCCGUUGCGCCCCUGGAGAAUGUCCCCGAAGACCGCAAGGACUGGCACCCUGGUAGCCACGAGAAAGUGCUGGAUCUAGUCCACCCCUCCCUGUGGCCUCUAGUCUACGGCAGGUCUCGCAUCCUCCGUCACCAACGCAUUGGCAUCGAGGAUUGCCUCGACCACUACGGGCGUGGCUUUGUCUGGCUCCCAUGCGAUGUAGUUCUAGGUGAGGACGGAAGUGCCAAGAUCGAGAGCUAUAUCAACAACUUGCACCCGGUCGAGCACGCCGAUCUAUAUCUCAUCAUCAAUGGCUUCAUCGAGAAGGCUCUGCCGGCAUGGGACAUUGUAUACCGCUGGGUCAGAGAGUUCAGGGUCCAGCGACUGAUGACGUGGGGAGUCGGCCGUAAUGUGCCGAUCCCGGAUGCGAGAAUCGACAAUAAGAAGCAAAAGAGCCGCGAGGGCGAGGGCGUCGUUGACUCUGCCGUGAAUGUGAGCCGAGAAGGCGAAGAUGAGCAUCUGACGCUCGAUGGACGCUGGCAAGAUGAGGGGAGCGAGGAGGAAGACGAGCAUGAGGAGACCGACGAGGACGAGGACGAAGAAGAAGAAGAAAGCAACGAUGGCGAGGAAGAGAAAAAGGAGGACUCCAAUGGCGAGAAAGAGGAUACGGACAACGACAGCGACAGAGGGGAUGACCCCGGCAGGCCAUCACGCUUUUUCCACCUGACGGCUGGCGACGUCAAGUCGUCCGGGUUUUUCAAUGGCGCAUCGCGCAUCCAAGUCAUUGCCAAACUGGCCAAUAUCCACCUGACUCCAGAGAAGCCCUCUUACAAGGGCGGCUCGUGGCACAUCGAAGGCCAGCUCAACGAGCACAUCUGCGCCACGGCUCUCUUUUACUACGACAGCGACAACAUCACCGAGUCCCGGCUCGCUUUCCGCACGGCGGCCAACGCCGAAAACCUGGGCCAGACUCUCGGGUACAUGCAAAAUGACGACAGGUCUAUCGAGCGUGCCUUUGCCAUACGCAGUGGCCUGGGCACACUCCAGGACGUAGGCAGCGUCCUCACGCGCCCCGGGCGUGCCAUCUUCUUCCCCAACCUGUUUCAGCACCGUGUUGAGCCGUUUUCCCUCGCCGAUCGGACCCGGCCGGGCCAUCGAAAGAUCCUCGCCCUAUUUCUCGUCGAUCCGGCCAUUUCCGUCAUCUCCACGGCCAACGUGCCGCCUCAGCAGCGAGAUUGGUGGCCCGGCGCCGAGCAGGUCCGCAAGGACUCGAGGCUGCCGGCCGAGGUAAGGGAGAUGAUUGUCCAGAACGUCGACGUCUGUAUGGGCGACCCCGAGGCGAAGCGCAUCCGCGAGCAGCUCAUGGUCGAGCGCACAGUCUUGCAGGAGAAGACGGAGAAUAACCUGAAGGAAGUGCAAUGGAGUUUCUGCGAGCAUUAG
Messenger RNA from Hirsutella rhossiliensis, 2112 nucleotides. RefSeq names its product WD40 repeat 2. The record is from RefSeq and is a predicted model, not a curated record. Lineage: Eukaryota; Fungi; Ascomycota; Sordariomycetes; Hypocreales; Ophiocordycipitaceae. Bases 1 to 2112 code for a protein of 703 amino acids. The transcript has 4 exons.